UUUUCAUCGGGAUCGAGGUACCCAUGAAGGAAGAAAUAUUAUUAUUAUGUAAAAGUAUUUUUUAAUAAUAUUUUACCGGCCUCUUUUACACAGCUUUACUAACAAUGAAACAUCUUAGACUAGUGUCAAAACUGGGGAGGACUUUGGGGUUGACAGACCAAGGAAUAUUGAGAGGAUGGUCUGAAAGGUGCUGCAGAUGCGGGGGUUCCAGAGGUGUAUCCUCAGUAUCCUCAAAGUUUAAUUCAUUAGAAGAUCACCACACAGCAGAAAACUACAAAAAGAUAAUGGGAAAAGUCCCUCAGUGUGUGGUAGUUGUGACUGCAGGAGAGUAUGACAUAUUGAGAGAUUGCUGGUCAAAGAGAGGAAUGACUUGUACAUCAUUUACCAAUGUCUCCUACCAUCCUCCCAUUGUCUCCUUCUGUAUCAACAAUCCAAGUCACAUGCAUGAGUUGCUGUUAAGAACUCAAAAAUUUGCCAUCCAUGUGCUUAAGCAAAACCAGGUAAAGUAUGGUGUAGAAUUUGCAAAACAUAUGGAAACAGAAGAAUGUCAGUUCAAGAAAAUUCCCCAUGCACAGACAAAUGAAGGUGUUCCAAUAAUUUCUGACUGUGCUGCAGUAAUGGAGUGCCGUGCCCAUUCAGUACACACUGUAGGCGACCACCAUGUGUGGUAUGGGGGUGUGGUCAAUGCUGAAAUUAAUGAGUCAGAGGACAACCCUCUCCUGUACUAUAUAAGAUCAUUUAGAUCUGUAGGAGAUGAAAUAUUUAUCCAAGCAUUUGAGGAUGCCACGUUGCCUUUUGAGGAUUGGACUCAUGAGGCACAUUUGAGGAUGGCCUGGAAUUACAUCACAGAAUAUGGCAAAGAGGCAGCCACACCACACAUAAGGCAGGGUAUUCAGCAUUUUAAUGAACAAAACAAAGAAAAGGUAAAGUUUGGAUACCAUGAAACUAUAACCAUGUUCUACAUUGCGGAGGUAGCACAUGCCAUUAAGCAGUCCCCUGGAGUUAACACUUUUGAGGAGUUUGUAGACAGAAACCCAUACCUCUUUGACAAGACCGUUAUAGCACAAUACUACUCCCAUAAACAUCUGUACUCAGACACUGCCAGACACCAAUUUGUACAGCCAGAUCUGAGACCACUUCCAAGUUGAUGUUAGUACCUUGUUAAUGACACUUAAUUAAAAUAUUAAACUAUCAAGUCUUUGUGUUAGAUCAAGGGAUGUCACUCCAUCAGUGUAUUCCUCAUAUUGACUUUGAGAUUAAUUUAUUGAUUAGAAGUUUAGAACUUUUUCAUUUCCUUAACAGUGAUUGAACAAAUUUUCAUUUUACUAUUAUAAUUAAUAAAGACAAGUAUUGUCUUAUUAUUAUAGGAGCAACAGCUUUAAAUUUUUUUUAUCUAAUUUUAAAGUAUUUGAAAGUGUAAUUAAUUGUCAAACUUAUUUGAACCAUUCAUGAAUUUGUGUUUUGUUUGUUGUUUUUCUUUUUUACAUCUUAAAUGUGAAUUGUUUGUUUGUUUUUAGAAAGCUUAUUACAAUGUAGUUUGUUAUUUCAUUGUCCUCCAAGAAUGAAGAUUUUAAAUAGUUAUCCGUCUGUGCCAUAUACUAGUAGUAUAUUCCUUGGAUUAUGUGAACUGUUGAAAGAUUUUAAAGAAAUUGCAGGAGAGUAAGACUGACAUCCUAAAUAUUUGAUUGUGUGACCUGAAGGUAUUUCAAUGCUAAUGUGAUGAAUAUAAAUUCAAUGUUAAAUAAAAUUGUAAAUUUUAA
Saccostrea echinata is the source of this 1760-nucleotide messenger RNA. RefSeq lists its product as uncharacterized. The record is from RefSeq and is a predicted model, not a curated record. NCBI's taxonomy places the organism in Eukaryota, Metazoa, Mollusca, Bivalvia, Ostreida, Ostreidae. The transcript has 11 exons. Gene Ontology annotation, molecular function: riboflavin reductase (NADPH) activity; FMN binding. Bases 105 to 1148 code for a protein of 347 amino acids.